Messenger RNA from Helianthus annuus (common sunflower), 1154 nucleotides. RefSeq names its product ribosome-recycling factor, chloroplastic. The coding region runs from base 112 to 909 and encodes 265 amino acids. The transcript is spliced from 11 exons. Gene Ontology annotation, molecular function: ribosomal large subunit binding. Gene Ontology annotation, cellular component: chloroplast. Gene Ontology annotation, biological process: plastid translation. The record is from RefSeq and is a predicted model, not a curated record. NCBI's taxonomy places the organism in Eukaryota, Viridiplantae, Streptophyta, Magnoliopsida, Asterales, Asteraceae.
CUCUGUAAAUUUUGACUGGCUAAAUUUACUUUCAAAACCCUCUUAUCUACAACCAAAUAUUGAUCUCCAACCCAUAAAAUCAACCUUUUCACUUCAUUUCAGACAAAAAAAAUGGCGAUGCACUCGUUAUCAUUAUCACCCGCUACAUCAUCCGUUCGUUCCGUUCACCAACGCCCUAAAAUCACCCCAAAGCUGCGAAACCGCCCUACAACACUCGUAUCUCUUCAAGGAAACUUGUUGUCGUGGAGCUCUUCUGUGAGUUAUGUGAAAUUGAGUGCUGUUGUUGGUAAAACGGUGUCGCAAAAGAGAAAUGCAACCAUUAGGUGUGCCACCCUUGAAGAAAUCGAGGCUGAGAAAACUCUGAUCGAAAAGAGUGCUAAAGAAAGGAUGGAGAAGGCUAUUGACAGCAUGCUAUCAAGUUUUAAUUCUAUAAGAACGGGGCGAUCAAAUCCAGCAAUGCUUGAUAAAAUUGAGGUGGAGUACUAUGGUUCACCCGUCAAUUUGAAGACCAUUGCACAAAUCAGCACUCCUGAUUCGAGCUCUCUCUUAGUGCAACCUUAUGACAAGUCUAGUUUAAAGGCUAUUGAGAAGGCCAUAGUCAACUCUGAUCUUGGUAUGACUCCAAGUAAUGAUGGUGAAGUAAUACGGUUAUCCAUUCCACAACUCACGUCAGAAAGAAGAAAGGAGCUGUCGAAAGUUGUCGCAAAGCAGGCUGAGGAAGGGAAGGUAGCAAUCAGAAACAUAAGAAGAGAUGCCAUUAAAGCCUAUGAUAAACUUGAAAAGGAGAAAAAACUCUCGGAAGACAAUGUAAAGGAUUUAUCGGCUGAUUUGCAGAAAGUGACCGAUGAAUACAUGAAGAAAAUCGACUCUAUCUUUAAACAGAAGGAGAAGGAAUUGCUUACGGUAUGACAAAGAAUACAUAUUAGGUUAAACGUGACGGGUUAUCUCGAUGAUCACAUCUAACCCGAGGUGAAGUUUAUCGGCCCGUAUUUGUUGUAAUCCUUUUUUGCAAUGAUCAAAUGUUGUGUGUGUACAUGUUGGGUAAUGGGUUGAAAAUCAAAGAACAACCCAAAUGCAUUCUUCUUUCUAUGAGAACUUGUUUGGCUUGAUUUUGGUGGAAGGUAAUGAAAACUGGUUGCAGAUUGGUUUGGUAA